Molecule: messenger RNA, 1205 nt
Organism: Chaetura pelagica (chimney swift)
Lineage: Eukaryota; Metazoa; Chordata; Aves; Apodiformes; Apodidae
Gene: MSANTD4
Product: Myb/SANT-like DNA-binding domain containing 4 with coiled-coils
Exons: 2
Coding region: 168-1205 (345 amino acids)
Source: RefSeq, a predicted model, not a curated record
AGGCCUGACAAAUAGGAAAAUACUACAAAGUGAAGAGAAAAUUCACUUCACAAGAACUGAGCUCGGCUUUCAUUGGCUUAUAUGUUUUAUUUGUAUUAAUAACCGAUUAGUGACAGAUCAUCUCUGUUGUCUACUGUGGUGACAUUAUUAGGUUAAAGCUGGAAAAAAUGAAACAAUUAAAAAGAAAAAGAAAAAGCAAUUUUAGUGUUCAGGAAACUCAGACUCUCCUUAAGGAAAUCAGAAAAAGGAGAGACGUGCUCUUUUCAAAGCAACUUAAUACAACAAUUAAUGAGAUGAAACGGAAAGCUUGGGAGGAAAUAGCGGAGUGUGUAAAUGCUGUAGGUGAAGGAGAGCAAAGAACAGGGACAGAAGUGAAAAGGCGAUACCUAGACUGGAGAGCACUCAUGAAGAGAAAACGUCUGAAUGCAAACAUCAAAGUAGUAGGUGCUGGGUUUCACCUUCCUUCAUCCAAUUUAGAUGACUCCCUCAAUGAAGACAUGGAUGAGAAAAUUGGUUUUGCAAUUGAAUCUAGUUUUGAAUGGCAAAAUAUCACUGACUUCAGAGAAGCUGGUGGAUCUUUAACAGAAAUCAAAGUAGAAGAGGAAGAGGAGGAUCCGCAGAAUUUUGAAUUCCCUAUUGAGGAAGAAGAAGAAAUUUUGUCAUCAGUUUUGCCAGAUUCGAAAAAGGAGAAUGAUCUACCAGACUUCCCUCACAUUGAAGAGUUUGGAAAUCUGAGCUCUGCACAAGCUAGGCUAGCCUAUGAAGAUUCUCACUUGCUUAUAAAUCUGGAGAAGCAGAAGGUGGAGCUGGAGAAGCAGCGACUAGAUAUUGAAGCGGAAAGGUUGCAAGUGGAGAAGGAGCGCCUGCAGAUUGAAAAGGAACGGUUGCGGCACGUCGACUUGGAGCGAGAGAGACUGCAGAUUGAGAAAGAGCGACUGCAGAUUGAGUGGGAGAAACUCAGGUUAGAGACUCUGCAUGCUGAGAAACCUGCCCUGGAGAAUGACCUCACCCAAACAGAAAAACCCAUCAUGCAGCCUCUAGAUCUAGAAACUGAGAAGUUAAAACUUGAAAAAGAACGUUUGCAGUUAGAGAAAGAGAGGCUGCAGUUCCUCAAGUUUGAGUCGGAGAAGCUGCAGAUUGAGAAGGAACGCUUGCAAGUGGAGAAGGAGCGCCUUCGAAUUCAGAGAGAGGGUCACUUGCAGUGA